Molecule: messenger RNA, 3739 nt
Organism: Temnothorax curvispinosus
Lineage: Eukaryota; Metazoa; Arthropoda; Insecta; Hymenoptera; Formicidae
Product: facilitated trehalose transporter Tret1-2 homolog
Exons: 10
Coding region: 588-2225 (545 amino acids)
Biological process (GO): transmembrane transport
Cellular component (GO): membrane
Molecular function (GO): transmembrane transporter activity
Source: RefSeq, a predicted model, not a curated record
UCGGUCCGGUGCCUGACGAUUGGCGACGGCGCCGGAGCCUCAGCAACCCUUAGACAAUCCAUCGUCAUCACGUGGACAGUCUGGAUAACGAUGCGUAAUACAGGCGGAAUACAUGAGCCGAAGGGGAAGGAGCACGUUGGGGAACGAGGCAACGAGGUUUCCGAGGCUCAGUCGUCAGUCGUCUAGCAGUCGCCGAGCAGGGCAGUCCCGGUAGUACGUUCGCCGGUCGAUCGUAUCGCCACGUCGGGUCGCGUCGCGUCUGCCGCGCUGGUCUCGGGAUUCUCCGCGAGAACAAUCUCGCCGGAAACACAGAGAGAGGAGUUCCCGGCCGUCUCUCCGGCGUCUUCCUAGCCGGCUUUCGUCCCGUUUCCUGCCCUUCGUGAACGUUCGCGGCGCUCGACGGAGGAUCGAUUCCUGGAGAGGCUAUAAAAUGUUGGCCAACGUCGGGCAGAGUUGACGAGGGUCUGUUCGUAGGGAGACGCCUACUUGACUAACACUAAUCAGCAGGAAGGAGAAGAAGCGCACACACACAAUCUACAGACACACGUGUCGACCGAUAGUAGUCCGAUUGAGAAGAAAGAAGCACGAUGGAUCCUUAUUCAUUGAGCGUGGAGCGGGAGGCGUCGAAGAACAUCGAAGAGAACGAGCGAGAGUGCUUCAAAGAUGCGAUUGUUUCGAGCCGGAGUCUCAACAAAGGUUUCGUCGAGCCGACGAAUAUUAGAAAUGCCAUCCGAGAGAUCGCUGCUUGCAUCGUCGCUGCGUCUUUCCACAUAGCGGUGGGCUUCACCAUGGCGUAUUCAGCGACUCUCAUUCCUCAUUUGGAGAAGGAAGACGCGAAGUUGCAUGCCACGAAGGAGCAAACUUCCUGGAUAGCCAGUUUGGCCGUGGUGAGCGCGCCGAUUGGUGCGUUAUUAGGGGGCUUCCUGAUGGAGACGUUCGGUCGAUUGAGAACCCUGCAGAUCGGCGCGAUUCCUUCCGUAAUCGGUUGGAUCCUCAUCGCCACGUCGAUAAAUAUACCAAUGUUGCUGGUGGGUCGUUUGUUAACCGGAUUAGCGACCGCUCUGGCGACCUCGCCAGCGAUCGUCUACAUCACCGAAGUAGCCAGGCCGGAGCUGCGCGGCUCCUUGAUCUCGUUCGGGCCGACGCUGGCGUCGUUCGGCAUGGUGUUGUGUUAUCUAAAGGGUGCUUAUUUACCAUGGGAACUCGUCGCCUGGCUCAGCCUCAUCUACUCGAUCGGGCCCAUCGUGCUGGUGCAACUGUUUGUGCCAGAGUCGCCAGUUUGGCUCGUAUCAAAGGGCCGCAUCGACGACGCCAAGAAGUCUCUGGAAUGGCUUUACAAGAACGAGAUAUCGGAAAGCAAGACAUCGGUGGCCGAGGCGCAAUUUAUCAAUAUUAUGAAGGAGAACGAAAUUAAAUUAAACGAGCAAAGGCGGAGCAAACACAGCAGCGCGUCCAAUAAAUGGCGGGGAUUUCUUAAGCCGACCGGAUGGAAACCCAUGUCGAUACUCUUCCUGCUUUUCACGUUUCAACAGUUCUCCGGAAUUUACAUCACGCUGUUCUACGCAGUGACUUGGUUUCAAGAAGUAGGUGCGGGGGUGGAUGAAUACAUAGCGUCAAUUUUAGUGGGCCUGACGCGUUUUCUGUGCUCCAUGGUGAACACUUGGCUGCUGAGGCGAUAUAAAAGACGACCGUUGUGCAUAAUAUCGUCCUUCGGGAUGGCUGUGUGCAUGAUCGUCUCCGGUUACUUCACGCUGAACAUCAAGAACGGCGAUCGCAGCGGGUACUGGGUACCGGUGGCGUGUCUGUUACUUUACGUGUGCACGUCGAUGAUCGGGAUGCUGACUAUUCCGUGGACCAUGACGGCGGAAUUGUUCCCGACCGAAAUCCGCGGAAUCGCCCAUUCCAUCAGCUAUUCCAUGGCGAAUCUGCUCAUGUUCGCCGCGUUGCAAAGCUACAGAAGCUUGCAAGCUUUUCUGGGAGGUUCAUAUGCGGUACAAUGGUUCUUCGCUGGCGUUUCUGUAGGAGCAGCUAUUUUCGUGUGGCUACUGCUGCCGGAGACGCACGGGAAGAAGCUUUCGGAGAUCGAGGAGUACUUUCACAACAAUUUUCUGGCCUUGGGAGCGAAAAAGAAGGACAGAAGGCGACGAGCCGCGAGAAGGGCUCAGCAAAACGCGAAAUCGCCGGCGACCGAGCCACUCAAUCCAAAAACCGUACAGAAUGUUUAAGCUCUCUCUCUCUCUCUCUCUCUCUCUCUCUCUCUCUCUCUUAUUUUCCUCUUUUUUCUUUUAUUGCGAUCCGCCAACCGCGAAUUUUGUAUAAAUGUAGAGUUUGAGUUGUUUCGGAAAAAAGUGACGGAGAAAUAUUAGAUACCCAAAUCUCGCACUUAGUCUCGACUCUUACACGACAAAUUGCUAAUAACUACGUGCGUUGAACCGCACGCUCGAGAUAUACUUAGCUAUGCAAAACGUCAUUUUGAUAUUAAUGAUAUAAUUAGUAAAAUUUAUUCGUACGACUUUAAAUUAUAAUUUGUUCGAAUUUAUUUGAAUCGCAUCUGGCGGAAAAACCGACGGGAAUAUUCGGAAGGGUGCACAACUUUACGAACGGGAUGAUAAAUGAAAUGCGAAGAAAUGAAUUGCGAAGCUAAAACUCAGCUACGAAUAUAACGUCGCGUCUCGUUGCUUUCAUUUAUUCUCACUUAUUGUUGAAUAAUUCAAAGUUGAUCUAAACACUCACGCGCGACACGUAUUGCCAUUAUCGUAGAUGUGGGCGAUAAAAGGCGAGCGUAAAAUAUUUCUCCAAUGUUCCGCUUCUCGCUGGAUUAGAGCUGAUAAAACAUGUCGAGAUAUAUUAUUAAUGUAACGUUAUUACGUAAUGAGAGAGAAAGAGAGGAAGAUAAUAAUUAAAAAAAAACGCAAGAUUUGCGUUUCACAAAGAAUCGCGCUCCGCGCGAGAACGUCCAAGCAUAGUGCCUCCAAUUUUUCUUUCAAGAAUUUCGCGUGAGGAUUAUCGUUACAGUAUUAUGAUGCCGAUCUGAUGUCGCAGGUUAUAAUAUGAGAAACAAUCACACAUUCAUUUUUACAAUUCACAGUUACAUUAAGGUCGAAUACGAGCCGAUAUACAUUAAUCAUGAGUUUCAUUAGCCUAUCUAGAAUCACAAUAGAGUGUAAUCAUAAGUAACACAAUAUAGAGCGCAUUCUCAGAUUUCCUGUUUAUUACGAUACUAUAUUUAAUCUAGAAGCUAUCGGCGUGAUAACGAUCGUUUAUAAUCAUAAGUAUAGAAUCGUCAUACAUUUUCCACAAAUUGUCUUGCAACUGCUAUAUAAUCAAAACUUAGAUAAGAAAAGUCUAUAAGUUUCAUUACGUAUAUUACCAACAAUCAUAUAUUUGUUAUUUUUAAAUUAUAGCAACGAUUUCUAUUAAUAGCAAUGUUUCAAUUGACAAUUACAUCUAUGAUCUAAAAAGAUAUUUUACACUUCUAGCUCUCAUUAUGUGUUAAGAAAAAGUCAACAUACUUUAUAAUUUACUUCAUUUACGUUUCCCCGCGCGCGCGUUUGUGUGCUUACUUCUUUAUUUUUAUCAAACUUACUUGAAAUUGAGGACGAGCGUGGCCACAGUAGACAACGCACUGGUCUAUUGAGCCAAAGGUCCCGGGUUCGAUUCCCGGUAGAGCUAGAAAAUUUUAUUCGCUCGUUCUCCUCUCGGAAGGCAAUGGCAAACUACCGAGAGUAUGUCUUGCCAC